AUGGAGUACACUUCCAGUGUGACCAGGGUAGAGCGGUUGUUGGAUUGGCCGCGAGAGAGGGAGAUCGAAGGCGGCUGGCAGGAGGUUGACAUGUCUGUCAACCUUAUCACCCACACACUUCACCCUAAGGCUUUAAUUUCUACCCACUCUUUCAUUGUCUUAGUUAUUUGCGCUUGUCUCCCCAUAUCUCGAGGCACAGGGUUCAUGACUAUUCGAAUUCCCCUCACGCAUGAACCGGGGGGCUUAGUUCCGAACCUGCUGCGCGAAAGAAAUACUGCCUUGGCACCCCAAAAAUACUUGGUUAUGUCUGACCGGGUAGAAUGGGCUAUGGCCACUACAUCGAACGCCGGCGGGGCAAUCGCCCAGUGGAUACAGCGGAGCUGGACGUUGGGCGGAGACCCCAAAGCCAUAGUGGCCGACGUGGGGCUGUUCAUCGGCUGGACGGCCCAAAAGAGAUCUCAUGAAGAGAUUGACCCUGCCACGUGCAUACGCUGCCAGAAUUGA
Messenger RNA from Aspergillus caelatus, 504 nucleotides. RefSeq lists its product as uncharacterized. The transcript is spliced from 4 exons. The record is from RefSeq and is a predicted model, not a curated record. NCBI's taxonomy places the organism in Eukaryota, Fungi, Ascomycota, Eurotiomycetes, Eurotiales, Aspergillaceae. Bases 1 to 504 code for a protein of 167 amino acids.